This is a messenger RNA of Aspergillus aculeatus ATCC 16872, 1512 nucleotides long. RefSeq lists its product as uncharacterized. The record is from RefSeq and is a predicted model, not a curated record. NCBI's taxonomy places the organism in Eukaryota, Fungi, Ascomycota, Eurotiomycetes, Eurotiales, Aspergillaceae. The transcript is spliced from 2 exons. The coding region runs from base 1 to 1512 and encodes 503 amino acids.
AUGAUACCGAACCCCCCUCCUAUCUUCGAGCCCUACAUGCUCACCCCCUUCGACUAUCUCCCUCCCCCACUGCACAUGACAGCCUUUUUGACCUUCAUUCUUGACAAUCCCGCGCGGGCCAUCCCAGUCCUUGAAGCUGCCGUAGAGCGACUCAUCAAUGAGCUGCCCUUUCUGACAGGCAAUGUGAACGUACGGGAGGUCCAGCCCUCCACCGCAGCCGUGCUGGAUCAGCAUCCAAUGCUCGUUAUCAAGCACCACCCCCGCAAAUACAUAUCCAGUGCGGCGAGCGCCUCACCAGUCCGCGGUAGAGGCCAAACCAUCAGUUACGACGACAUCUUUACAGAGGAAUAUCUUCCCCUCCCACUAAACAUGGGCUCCGCCCCAGCCAGCCCGGUGUAUCGAUUCCAAGCCAACAUUCUCGAGGAUGGAAUCAUCCUCUGCGGCAGCGCACAUCAUAACGCCGUCGACGGAAUGGGCCAAUGCUUUGUCCUCGAAGCCCUAGCUACCUGCAGUCGCGAGGUCGACAUCACCAACACCACCAUCACCAAUCUUCUCACCACCCUAGAGCAGGAGAAACAAACCCGCAACCUUAUCCUCCAAGCCGCCAGCGCCGGCCCCGUCCAGACCCUGGAUGGCCAAGCCGCCGGGCAAACCUGGGGCGUCGCCGCUCCCCCCGACGUACCCAACCAGCCCAUCAGCCGCAAGCUCAUCUUCUCGCCGAACCGAAUCUCCCAACUCAAGACCCUUUGCAGCGCCCACCUCCCCUCCGCGACCUCGGAGGGAGGGACACAGGCAAAAGACCGGGUCCUUUCGCGCAACGACCUCGUUCUAAGUCUCAUCUGGCUUUGCGUGAUGCGCGCCCGCGCCCGACUCCUCGGUCCUGCGGCGAAGAAACACCACUCCAGCCUCAGCACCGCCAUCGACGUGCGCGCCGCCCUUCGCCCUCCGCUCCCACGCACCUACAUCGGUAAUGCAGUGCACACCAUCCCUCUCCACGCCCCUUUCCCCAUGGCCGCCACCGUCGACGACACAUACCCCUAUUACCCGGAUCCCCUCGACCCGACGAAUCCGACGAAUCCGACGGAUACUCCCCCGGUAGAGAGCCAGCGCGCACCGUUGGAGACGGCAGUGCUGACCAACCUCACGCAGCUAGCCCUCCUCAUCCGCCGCGGCAACGCCUCGGUGGACAGCGACUACUUGCGUCAGCAUCUCGCGCAGGUCUACAACUCCCCGGACUGGUCGGUGAGUGCGGCCUCGCGACCCGCCGAGUUCGGCCAGAGCAGUCUGCGCAGUAUCGGGACGUAUCGUCUGGAUUUUGGGAGUGUACUGGGCCGGGUGCGCGAUUUCGAUGUCCCGGAUCCCCGGUUCCGCAGCGCAGCGUGGAUCCUGCCGGCGAGGGGCAAGGAUGCGCCCUGGGAGGUGCGGUUGGUCUUGGAGCCCGAAGCGUUGGCCUUGGUCAAAAGGGAUCCGGUGGUGAGGUGGGCGGUUGGGAACGAGGGGGCGAGGUUGUGA